AUGGAACAGAAACACGUGUUUGCAUUGAGUGUCGGAGUUGGAUUGGGGGUGGGACUUGGAUUGAGCACAGGUCAGGCUGUUCAAAAAUGGGUGAGAGGAAGCUGUGAGUCUGAUGAGAUUUCUGGGGAGCAAAUUGUGCUGGAGCUCAACAAUAAAGUCAUUGAAGGGAAGAACAGUAAAACCACAUUUAGUGACUUUCCUUAUUACUUAAGUGAAAGAGUCCGAUUUUCGUUAACGAGUGCGGGAUAUGUUUAUUUAAAACAAGACUUUUCCAAGCACAUGAGGAACCUAUGUCCAGCAAGCAGAGCUAUUUUACUUUCUGGACCUGCAGAACUCUAUCAGCAAAAGCUUGCCCAAGCUUUAGCUCAUUACUUUGGAUCGAAGUUACUGUUGCUAGACAUUACUGACUUCUCGUUGGAGAUGCAGAGGAAAUAUGGAUGUCGCAGAAAAGAACCAUAUUUUAAAAGGUCCGUUUCUGAGGUGACUUUGGAGCGAGUCUCUGGUUUGUUUGGGUCCUUGUCAAUCCUUCCUUCAAUUGGCAGAACCAGAGGUACACUAAUUCGACAGAAUAGUGAAAUUGAAAAUCCCCGCAAUCCUUUGAAACUUUGUAGGAAUUCCUCUACUGCAUGUGAUACGAUUAGUUCUUCUCAACGUGAAUCAGAUCCAGCUCUUUUGAAGUGGACAAGCGGCUUCUGUUUUGAUGAAAAGAUCUUCGUCUUGGUUUCUAUCUCAGAAACCAGUUCCAUUAUUUUAUACAUCAAGGAUGUUGAGAAGAUCUUUGUUCGAUCACCAAGGCUACACAAUUUGUUCCAAAAAUUCAUAAAGAAACUUUCAGGAUCAGUGUUAAUACUCGGUUCCCAGAUAUUUGAUUCUGAAGAUGAUACAGAAAUUGAUGACAAGCUCACAAUGUUAUUCCCUUACACUAUUGAGAUCCAACCACCUCAGGAUGAAAUCUAUCUUGCAAGCUGGAAAACCAAACUGAAAGAGGACAUGAAAACAAUUCUGUUUCAAGAUAGCAGAAACCACAUUGCAGAAGUACUUGCAGCAAGUGACAUUGAUUGUGAUGACUUGAAUUCAGUCUGCCAUGCUGACACUAUGCUACUCAGUAAUUGCAUUGAAGAGAUUGUGGCAUCUGCAGUUUCUCACCACCUCAUGGUGACUAAAGAUCCAGAAUACAAAAAUGGAAAAUUAGUUAUAUCAGCCAAAAGUUUGUCCCAUGUAUUGAGUUUGUUCCAGGAAAGUGAAAGUAAUUCGGAGACUAAAGAUUCAAACAAGGAAGUUUCUUCGGACAACGAGUAUGAGAAGCGCAUGAGAGCAGAAGUUGUGCCUGCAAAAGAGAUAGGAGUUAGAUUUGAAGAUAUUGGUGCAUUGGAUGAUAUCAAAGAAUUACUUCAAAAUGAGGUCCUGCUACCCUUCAAAAGACCAGAAUUAUUUAAAGGUGGGCUUUUGAAGCCUUAUAAAGGUAUAUUGCUUUUUGGGCCUCCUGGUACAGGAAAAACAAUGCUUGCAAAAGCAAUUGCAAAUGAAGCUGGAGCAAGUUUCAUUAAUGUCUCAAUCUCGAACAUCACUUCAAAGUGGUUUGGAGAAGAUGAAAAGAAUGUCCGAGCUCUGUUUUCACUAGCAGCAAAGGUUGCUCCAACUAUUAUUUUUAUUGACGAGGUUGAUAGCAUGCUUGGGCAGCGGACUCAAUCUGGAGAGCAUGAGGCAAUGAGAAAGAUUAAAAAUGAAUUCAUGGUCCACUGGGAUGGGCUAUUGUCAAAACCUGGUAAGCGAAUUCUGGUUCUUGCUGCGACAAACAGGCCAUAUGACCUUGAUGAAGCGAUUAUAAGACGGUUUGAGCGCAGGAUCAUGGUUGGUAUUCCAUCUGCUGAGAACAGGGAAAUGAUCUUGAAAACAAUCCUAGCUCAGGAAAAAUGUGAAAAUAUUGACUUUAAAGAGCUUUCAAUCAUGACAGAAGGAUAUACUGGAAGUGAUCUUAAGAAUUUGUGCACGGCUGCUGCUUAUCGACCUGUUAGAGAGCUACUACAACAGGAGAGGUUGAAGGAAAAAGAAAAGAAGGAAAAGGAGGGAGAAGUUCAAGGCUCAGAAAAUGCUUCUGAUGCUAAAGAAGAUGAAAAACACCAAGUCAUUACAUUGAGGCCUUUAAUCAUGGAAGACAUGAGACAGGCAAAGAGUCAGGUGAAUGCUAGCUUUGCAGCAGAAGGAUCAAUAAUGAGUGAGCUGGAGGAGUGGAAUGAUUUAUUUGGAGAAGGAGCUUCAAGGAAGAAGCAGCAGGAGCAGCUUACUUAUUUUAUUUAG
This is a messenger RNA of Sphenostylis stenocarpa, 2298 nucleotides long. Lineage: Eukaryota; Viridiplantae; Streptophyta; Magnoliopsida; Fabales; Fabaceae. The record is from the annotation of a GenBank genome assembly.